UUUCAGCCAGCCCAUGGGCUUCUCUCCCCACCCCCAGCUUCAUCUUCCACUAGGAGGAGCCUCACAUACACAGGAAUGGAUGCCCCAGUCCAAACUUCCAGGCUCUGGCACCAUGGUCUGUCUUUGGGAGAAUGGCUCAGGGAAGAGUCCAACACAGGCCCUCGAAGCAGUUUGAAGAGUCGAAUGAUCUUGGAUGCCUUUGCCCAGCAAUGCAGUCGAGUUCUUAGUCUCUUAAAUUGUGGAGGAAAGCUUCUGGACUCCAACCAUUCCCAAUCCAUGAUUUCUUGCGUAAAGCAGGAAGGCUCGAGUUAUACUGAAAGACAGGAGCAGUGUCCCAUCGGGAAAGGGGUCCACAGUCAGACCUCAGAUACCGUAGACGUAGACAUGCAAUAUGUGCAAAGGAAACAACAGACUUCUGCCUUUUUGAGGGUUUUCACUGAUUCCCUACAAAAUUACCUGCUCUCGGGGAGCUUCCCGACUCCAAACACCUCAUCGGUCAGUGAGUACGGCCACCUGGCCGACGUGGAUCCUCUGUCAACCUCCCCCGUGCAUACACUAGGUGGCUGGACCUCCCCGGCGACCUCUGAAUCCCAUGGUCACCCAUCAUCUUCUACUCUGCCAGAGGAGGAGGAAGAGGAGGAAGAGGAAGGCUACUGUCCGAGAUGCCAAGAGCUGGAGCAGGAGGUUAUUUCACUGCAACAAGAAAAUGAAGAGCUCAGACGGAAAUUAGAGAGCAUCCCAGUGCCCUGCCAGACCGUCUUAGAUUACCUGAAGACCCUGCUGCGGCAUCACAACCAGCUCCUGGCCCCUCAGCCCGCCGACCAGCCAGCCGAGGGGAGCAAGCAGCUGCUGAACAACUAUCCUGUCUACAUAACGAGCAAACAGUGGGACGAGGCUGUAAAUUCUUCCAAGAAAGACGGGAGGCGGCUCCUUCGAUACCUCAUCAGAUUUGUUUUCACAACCGAUGAGCUUAAGUACUCAUGCGGCCUUGGGAAAAGGAAAAGGUCAGUGCAGUCAGGAGAGACAGGUCCUGAAAGACGCCCUCUGGAUCCAGUUAAAGUAACAUGCCUCCGAGAAUUCAUUAGGAUGCACUGUACCUCCAACCCCGACUGGUGGAUGCCCUCGGAGGAGCAGAUCAACAAAGUGUUCAGCGACGCUGUGGGGCACGCCCGGCAGGGGCGGGCGGUGGGGACUUUCCUGCACAAUGGCGGCUCGUUUUACGAAGGGAUCGAACACCAGGCUUCCCAGGAUGAGGUCUUCAAUAAAAAUUCUCAGGAUGGGUCUGGGGAUUAGUGGACAAAAUCUGGACACUGUAGCAGCUGGUCCUCUCAAGGGUUCCAGUUGUCAGUGUCCGGUUACCAUCACCUGAGAGUCCAAAGCACGUCCUUCUGCCAGACUUGACACAUCUCAAACCUUAAGUCUCUGACCUACUGCCACAGUUCCCAAAUAGAAAUCCACUGUAGGGUUGUUGGGGAAGUCUAUGGAACCUGCAACAGGCUUUCAGAUUCUAAAAAGAAAAAAAACCACAAUUGCAUUGAAUUGAUUCCUGGCUAGACAGGGUGAAAACAAUAGGUGAGCUGUGGUCACCUGUCUGAAACCUUCACGUAAGCUCUGCUUCCUGAGCAGAGCUGGUCCCCACAGAAGACUGGGCUAGAGUAGAGAAGAUAGAGACACGGAGUUAUUGUAAGAGACAACGAACAAACAUUCUCUUUAAAUAGUUGUCUUUAUAUUUUCCAAAGACUUGAAUUCAUACUUUCAGCAAAGACAAUAGGAUAAGUGACACUGUGCUGUCUCGACAUUGACAAGGCCUAUAUGAAAAAGCCAGAGAAAAGAGGUCCCUGCUAGACAAUGAUUUGUUGGAAAUCACCUGGGGUUUUUUCAGUUAUUUUAGAAACACCCCCCCCCCCGCCGCAUGUUGAUCAGAAAGGCAUGACAUGAUCUCUGGAGUUUACAAACUAAGUUUUCAUUAUGUCAGUCAAGAAACCUCCAAAGGUUCAAAACCCUUUUUAAAUGCUUGAUUUGGUAGGUUCAUAGACCCACAGGUUCCACAGCCUUCAUUCCGACUUUGUUGACGUAAUGCCAGAGUGAUGGGUUGAGCAAUGAGCGUUGCAAUCAGUUGUUUGGUGCACUGAAGACCAAACAAGUGGUGUGACUGAUGGUAUUCACUGAAUUGACCGGAUGUGCUGGAAUUGGAUACAUACAGCUUCAAGGCCAUGCUGACAAUUAUGCAAUGGGCUUGUCUGUAAUUGCUCUGAAAUGUGAGGGUCUUCCUCUGAGUAGAUCUUUAGAAUUUGCAUAAACUUUUGUUUCUUGUUGUCACCAAUGAAAAUGUUUCAUCCCAACUGUUUUGCUGCUUCGCGCCUCCCUCCCGCCCCCCGCGCCAUGUUCCCUUGAACUACAAGCUCUAGCUAAGUUCACUGGUUUUCUCCCGUUUAAUUGGUUGAGCUCCGUCUGUGAAGUUACUAAUGUCUUUGGGAGCAUUCCUUACGUACAAACCGUGGAGAUGCAUUGCACGGCCAGUUCGAAUGCAUCUCCCAGGCCCGGGGCCUAAGACCAGUUGCCGUGUGUGUGUGUGUGUGUGUGUGUGUGUGUGUGUGUGUGUAUGUGUGUUUUUGAGGGCUUCGGGUUUGGAUGGCAGGAACAGCUUCCUCUAUCACACUAAUCCGAUUAUUGCAUUCUUUUUUUUUUUUCUUUGUAGAGCAUAGGGCUAAAUGGGCAGAAGUUAUUGAAGGUUAUUAAUGUUGUCUACAGACAUGACUAAGGGUUUUGAAAAUUGGUUGGAAAUUCAUUUAAGGUUUAUGAGCAUCCGUUUAUAAAGAGUGGUUUUUGUAACCAUUUUUUGUGACAGUAAAUUAUCCUUUAUGUUUGAUAAUUAGCACCAACCAUAUGCACGGUCCUGGAAAUAGGUCUGUCUUUAGCUUUUGUUAGGAUUAUUAGUUUCAUCCAUUGAAAAGUUUAAUGUUUAUAGAGAUGGUCCUUUGUCAGAUCUGUUCAGUGGUGUGGGGAGAACUAAUACGUCAAUCCUGUUUUGGGCAAGUUAGCUAAAAUUUGUAAGUAAAGGAAAGGUUAAGGGCAAAUGUGAUGUUGGUUAGGGGAACCAGGAGACUACUAUCUUUGGCUAUCUAAGGGAAAAAGAGAUUCUUUGAGGAGUUUUCAGAGGUCUGAGAAGUCAGUGCCUUACAAGAUCCUUUGGUGACAGGAAAUCUUGGCCAGAUGCAAACUAUCACCAUAACCUUCUCUGUCUUUCCAUCUUACCUUUGCUUUUUUUGCAUUAGGCUCUAGUUAUCCUUACUGCUGAGGGCAAUGUCCUUUUUUUUUUUUUUCCCUUUAGCAACAAUAUUUGACCACUGUUCAAAAAACACUUCCAACUCUUUUUCCUGCAAGCUUGAGAAUUCAGCACAUCUUCACAUCGAAGCAUCUUCGUGGUGCUCUGUGUUGUGCUGGUCUUGACCGCAGGGGAUGAUGAGAGCAUCUCUGCUCUGCGUCCCCAUAGCCCUGUGUGUCGGCGUGCCUAAAGAUGAAGGGCUCGCACCACCACUGGGAGAGAGGGCGACGGGAACCUUCGGUUUGGCUGUAAUUAGCAUCCCCUGAGAAGGCUACUAGGGUAGAUCUGCCUCCCAAGCUCCCCAGGCACAUCUGGUCUCCCUCCCGUCCCCCCAUUCCAGGUGACUGAUUUCUCUAGCUGCUGUUUCCCAGUAUUCAGCAAUGUGAGCCAUCUCUUAGCACAUGAGGAAACCAAGACCCAGGCAGGUGACUGGCUUCCUCAGCAUUGCACGGCCAUGACGUUCUCCGCCGUGUGUGUGUGUGUGUGUGUGUGUGUGUGUGUGUGUGACCUAAGAGAUUUAUAAGGAUUAUAGAGGUAUAAAUUGUUAGAGGGUAUUAUUUGGUCCAACUACUCCACAUGUCAGAUGUGUGGAAUGCUUUUUUUAGUCCAGUAGCUAUUCCUGUAACAUCAGGCGUUUUCCCCAAAUCUAGACAAAAAUACAAACUUAGGAAUCUACAGGUUCGUGGUUUCUACAUUUUCCUACCACCUUUAAUGUCUUGCCCUCCCUCCUGUUGCUCUCAGAAAAUGGGUGGAGCAUCAUGUGAAAUGAAACACGCACGGUUUUCAGAAAAGCAAACCUAUGUUUGCCCUCAUUUGGAUUUCAUCCUAUAACCUGUGCUCUAGAAUCUAAACCUGAUACCCACCAACUACCUCCUUAGUUUUUUCUUAGAUUUCAGUCGUUUGUUAAGAUCUCAUUCUUGGAUAACUUUAUUUUUAGAAAAGAUUUAAACCUAACUUUUCUCAUUCAGUGCUAUGUCAUUUCACAGUACAGAUCUAUAAUUUUUGAGCGCUCUCAUACAAAUUUCUAGAAAUGUAAUAGAAAACGAUUUUGCACAUAUGGCACAAGUCUUGCUGGUGUAUGUUUAAUGUGGCAACACUUGCCGUAACUGCUUGGUAAAACAUGUCAGCUAGACCGCUUGAGUCAGAACUCUAGUGCAAAUGUGUCCAAACAGCGGUAUGUAGCGUUAUGAUAUAUUUUUGUAAACAGAGUGAUGGCUGCUCUCCAUCGUGUAAGUACUGGAUAAAAAUAAUCACUUCCCUUGGGAUAAGGUAGGAAGAUGCUCCCCAGCUGAUGGCCCUCUGCAAAGUCACUUGCAUUGUCAGCCAGUAAGUAGCAUUUGUGUUUUUUAGAGAGUGAAGGACUGAUAGCCGACAGCUGAGUGCAAGAAUACCAAGCCACCAGUCCUAGCUUCCUCGUGUGUAAAGUGCAGAACCAGAACAGGCAGCGUCUGCACAUGAGAGACCACUCUCACCCUCCGUGGUGUGUUCAGUUGCAGGAGACACUGAGAGGACUGGACUUGGUGUACCUAAUGACCAGCUUGGUCAGUUUGCCUACUGAAGCUCUGAAUUUACCAAAUCUCUGUGCUACAGGUGGCCAGAUGAACUUUCCUUGUGACCCUCUAUAGCUGACUGAUACGAGGUCUAGGUGUUCGGUGAAUCACAGUUCCCCAAAUUAUAAUGAAAAUACAUCUACUAAGAAGACUCCUUUAGAAUAAUUGCCCCAGUACAAAUGGCCACGUGGGUGCUGGCCACGUUGGAAAACUGUUCAGGCCCACACCGCCAAGCCACUCACAACAACCUGUACUAACUGUACUAACUGUAGCUGAUAGUCAUUGAGUUCUUGUUUUGCAGGUACUCUGCAAAGCACUUUAGUGCAUUGUCUCCUUUUAAUCCGCACGGCCACCCUCCGAGGCGGUUACUGUUGUCCCAGUUGAUCCAUAAAGACACUGCCCGAGGUGCUCCGCUAACAAGAGGAUUACUUUGGGCUUAGUAAACAGGGUGACUAGUUCAGUUUUCCCCAGUAGUCAACGCAGAGUUGUCAAAACCCAUCAACACUUUGGAAUGGAUUUUGUUUAAUUUAUAGCAUCGAGGGAAAGAUGAUAUUUGUGUUACUAAAAACUAUCUUUAAGGUAUGUUGAUGCUUAAAUAGGACCUUAUAAACCAUAUCUACUCUGGUAACUGCCCGGGUUGCUGCGUAAGACUUGACUUAACGUAAGAUUCUAUGUUGAAGAAGUUCUAAAGCAGUGAAUAAAUUAAAAUUGCUAAUUUGUUCACAUUUGUUUCAUAGGUUUCCUGUACAAAAAUGCAGGGAUAUAAAAGAAAACUUUGAACUCAGUGAAGUGAUAAUCUUUGGGAACUCCUAGGUGUUAGAAAUGGCACUGGGCAUCAGUUAGCUAAUGUUUCAUUCGCUUUUUCACAUUUGUUGUAUUUGUAGCCUUAGAAUUGGUAAGUCUGGUUUGGAAGAGAGGGAUUUCAUUUAUGAUGUCACUGUGAGACCUGUUGUGAAGAUUUUGUAGGAAAAUACAGUAAUCUGUCGAUUCUUUCCUGUCGUGAUGGCUUUAACAUCUCUUUGGCUGUGUUUAAGUUCAAGAGCCUGCCCGGCCACGCAGGCCUGGCUUUUGUGUUUCUUGGGAACAGGGCAUGCCAGACCGUGAGGUGGGUCCUGAAACGUUCAAGGCCACUGGUCCAGCCCGACUCUGCCCAGUGUAAGCAUCGCUCUCCGUCUCUCCUCUCUGGAACUUCAUGUAGCAGCCUAACCCUGGGGCCAACUUGCCUUUACUCUAUUUUCUAUGAUGAACACUUGUGGAAAAACUGUGACAGAUCCAUUGAUCCUAAUAUUUUUAUUGUUGGAGUCUUGUUGAUUCUCUAUGAAUAAUUUCUAUUUGAUUGUACUGUGUAGAAUUAAUACCCACUAGGGAUAUGUUAAUAAAACUAUAAAUGCAUAGUGUAAUAUAGAAUAGCAAGAUUUUUUUGUGAACAAUUUAUAUAGAAAAGUAAGUCAUUUUUUAAGUGUUAGGCACAUUUCUUUUAGGAACUUAAAAUGUUAUAAGAGUUUUUUAAACAUUCAAUAUUUUUAAUUAUAAGAAACAUUUGUUACUAGAGCCAGUUAUUUCAGGUGUUCUAAUUGGAGUAUUGAUUUUAUUACCUCAUAUACCUCUAGAAUGCCACAUGUUCUGUUGGAGAUAAAA
Molecule: messenger RNA, 6513 nt
Organism: Leptonychotes weddellii (Weddell seal)
Lineage: Eukaryota; Metazoa; Chordata; Mammalia; Carnivora; Phocidae
Source: RefSeq, a predicted model, not a curated record